AUUGGUUGGAUCAUUACAUUUGCUGGUUCUGCCGCAGCUGGCAGAACAGGUGUUAACUGGUUCUAUAUAAUUUUCGAAUUAUUUCUCAUUUUGGGUAUUGCUGCUGCCAUUGCAACAAACUCUAUCAAAUAUUAUCGCUUUUCCAUUUUAACAUUUCUGGGCGCUAGUCUGGUCUUCAUAGUUGCUUUGGUUAACGAGAAAAUUAAUUCCGACUUGGCCGAAGAUCAAGCAGUCGCGGCGGGUGCAAUUUUCCUUUCUCUUGUGACGUUCGUGUGGAUAUUUAGUUUUGGAUCCGAGGAAGGGUCCAUUGUAGUAAGCAGCAUAAAUUCAUUGGCAAUAAACAAAGUUGACAGAAAUACAACACAAGCGGUUCAUGGGUUUGCACAAUCUGGUCCAAUAAGUCCAGGGAUUGCAAUGGUACCAACUUCCAUACAGGAACCAUCCAUAAAUAAUACUGUUGUUGUUACUCCAAAUCCUGAUUAUGCUUACAAGGCAAAGGCUUUAUAUGAUUGUAAGUUCAUCUUUAUUAGAUCAAAAAUGAUGGACGAAAUAGAUCAUUUAGGGUUUAAAAGGAAUAUCUUUACAAAUAUUAUGAGGAAUAAGCCCGGAGAGAUCCUUGAUAUUGCUGACAAUAAGGGUAAAUGGUGGCAAGCAAAAAAAACUGAUGGUUCAAUGGGUAUAGCUCCUAGUAAUUAUUUGCAAAUCAUUUAA
Messenger RNA from Funneliformis mosseae, 711 nucleotides. The record is from the annotation of a GenBank genome assembly. Lineage: Eukaryota; Fungi; Glomeromycota; Glomeromycetes; Glomerales; Glomeraceae.